UAAACAUGAUAAAUCUAAAAUUAUAUAAUGAUUGAUUACGAUACUACAGAUAAUUCCGUUCUAUACACAAGACAAUCAAGAUGAGUACAGCACAGAAAUUAGUUCUUAUUACAGGUAUGUAUCAUUUUUCCUAAUCACUGUAUUUGUUUACUGUGCAAAAAAUUCUAAUUAUGUAUCAAAGGAGGAAACCAGGGCAUCGGAUUCGAGACGGCCAAAAACCUGCUUCUUAGCAGUCCAGAAUACCAUGUUAUCCUUGGAUGCCGCGACCUCAACAAGGCUGAAGCAGCCAUCAAAGAGCUUCAGGCUAUUCCUGAAAUCAAGGGAAGCGUCUCGGCAACUCAACUCGAUGUAACAGAUGAUCAAUCUGUCGAUGCAGCAGCUACUCGUCUCGCGAGCGACUUUGGCAAACUCGACAUCUUGAUCAACAACGCCGGUAUCAUUUCAACGGAGAGUCCACCAACACGAGAAGCAUUGCGAAAAGUUUUGGAAGUCAACAUAGUAGGCACAUUGAGUGUUACUGAGGCCUUCUUGGGUUUGCUUCGCAAGGCUACCCAUGUGCCACCAAGAAUUAUCUUUGUUAGUUCGAGCAUGGGUUCUAUUCAACAUGCUGCGAAUACGUCAUCGCCCUACCAUAAUCCUCAUGGUAUGGAAUAUCGCACGAGUAAGGCGGCUUUGAAUAUGAUGAUGAUUAUGUAUCAUGCGCGGUUGAAGUCAGACGGGUUUCUUGUGUUUGGUGUAGAUCCAGGACUCUGUGCAACAAACUUCACGGGAAAUGCAGAGUCUUUGAAGGCGAGAGGUGCUGCGUUACCGUCAGAUGGAGGAGAUCGUGUAGCAAGUGCAGCAAAGGGUGAGAGAGAUGAAGAUGUAGGGAAAGUUCUGAGUGGUGAUAGCAUCUUACCAUUUUAGCUAUUGAGUAAAAUGACUCAUGAGUAGUAAAGUCUAUCAUUCUUUAAAUGAACCUCAAUAAAAGAAGUUUAAGACUUCAUUAUCCUGAUUUCUUAGAGUUGAGCAGCA
Molecule: messenger RNA, 1014 nt
Organism: Sclerotinia trifoliorum
Lineage: Eukaryota; Fungi; Ascomycota; Leotiomycetes; Helotiales; Sclerotiniaceae
Source: the annotation of a GenBank genome assembly